Seminavis robusta is the source of this 1845-nucleotide messenger RNA. The record is from the annotation of a GenBank genome assembly. NCBI's taxonomy places the organism in Eukaryota, Bacillariophyta, Bacillariophyceae, Naviculales, Naviculaceae.
CUCUGGGCUCCUUUCGGGGACUGGUACGGUACCGGUACGGUGGCUGGACUCCCUUUACCUUCCCUCUCACAAAACCAAAACACAAACAACAGUAACCAACAAACACAAAACACAAAGAAUAUGAAGCUCUUUAUUAUCAACAACAACAAAUCAAAAGCCUCCACCAGUUUGCUUUUUUUGGUCGCAUCAGCAAUGAUGAUGAUUGAAUCAUCUCAAGCGGCUCCUAAUUGUGCCCAUGAUUGCGCAGAAUACCCAGCAGGUUACACAUGGUGUCCAACCGUAUGGGACUGUAUCGAUCCUAAGAAGGAGGAGUGCCCUACAACAUGGGGAAAUACUGGCGAUGGUUGCACUGAUGAUGCAGGUUACCAAGCAGGUUUUACAUGGUGUCAAACCACAAGACAUUGUAUCGAUCCUAACGAGGAUGAGACGUGCCCUACAACACAGGGAAGUGGGGAUGACCGUGAAUGUUUUGAUGGCACCGAUGGUAGUUCUCUUGGUUGGGAAUGGUGUCCUGCCCUGCAAAUUUGUUAUCAGCCCGAUUUCUAUGACGUUGACUGCACAUGUGGCAGUGGAUCAUCCGUAGGAAACACUGCCUUGGCAGCUGCUGCAAGUCAAACUGCAGCUGCGGCUGCAACUCCAGUGUUGGCAAAAGCAGCAGCGCAAGGAAAUACUGGCGAUGGAUGCACGGAUGACGCAGGUUACCAACAAGGUACUACAUGGUGUCCUGCCUUAAAGGAAUGUGUCCUACAAGGGGUGGACGAGUGCCCUACAACACAGGGAAGUGGGGAUGAGCGUAAGUGCAUUGGGUCUGAUGGUAAAACUGAUGGUUGGCAUUGGUGUCCUUCAUGGGGAGUGUGUGUCAUGUGGUUUUGCCCAAAGGCAAAUGGAUCGGCCAAAAGUUCUACACUGGCAGCUGCGAGUCAAAGUGCUGCGGCUGCAACUCUCUCCACUGCAAAAGCAGCAAUGGCGGGCAGUGACAGAGAUGAGCAUGGAUGUGUUGGAUCAGCAGGCUACACCUGGUGCCCUUCCUUGGCCCAAUGCAUCAGGUCUCGGGAGACUAACUGCCCUGUGAAUGGUACAAAAUUUGAGGGCCCCAUUAGCAUUCAGUGCACAAAUGGAGCCUGCAGUGUGGACAAGGAUUGCAAGAUCAGCAUGGGUGGUUCCACCGUUGGCGGUCCAUAUUUGAAUGGCUUGGAUGCAAACCUUUACGUUCCAAGUGGUUGCACUGCCGACUGUACUGGCUGCCAGGAAAAAGUUGAUAAUGGCAAUGGUGGCCGUCGUCGUCUCAGACAAGGCGACAACAAAAACUAAACGGAAUGAACAACGAAUGAAAGUGUACAGAGAAAGAUCACACGUGGUAGAAGACGAAGGCAUAAAAUGGAAAGGAAGAAAAGCGCAAAAUGAAUGGCAAGGUGAUCUCAGCUUACGAGACUAGUCAAAACAUACCGAUAGUAGUCGUUAGUCAACAGACUCAAGGUUGGAUGGAUCUUCAAGGGGCCACAAAACCAGAUUGUCGUGUCCAAAUUGGUGGUUCCUGUCCUCUCAACUCCACAAUCAGUCAGCCAUUAUUUGCAAUAUUUGUCUCCAUCAUGACCGUUUUAACGAUGAGUUUUUUCGUGGCACUUGUCAGUUCCAGGGCAUACUCUUCCAGACUGCUGUAGGGUUAUUGUGUUUGAAUGGUUUUCCAACGUGACCGCAUCGGGAUGGACGGGAUGGGCAUCGCAAUGGAGAUAGACACCGUUUUGGAGCUAUUCGACCGUAUCAAAGUCGGGAUCUAGUACGGCCCGUAUGGAUGGCACGGCUCCCUGGGGCGACACGUACUGAAACCAGUAGAAUCCAUAAAAG